Molecule: messenger RNA, 1325 nt
Organism: Caenorhabditis angaria
Lineage: Eukaryota; Metazoa; Nematoda; Chromadorea; Rhabditida; Rhabditidae
Source: the annotation of a GenBank genome assembly
AUGUCAGCCGUUGAAGAGAGACAAGCCGAAAAGAGAGCCUUGGACAAGGGAGAUGAGAAUGAUGAAGUUGUCGCCAAGGAAGCUCGCAUUGAAAAUGGAAAUGCUGAGGUAUGUUUGAAUUAAAAUUACAAAAAAAUUUUAGGAUUUACCUAAUUUUUUUCUAAAAACUUUUUCUUUAUGCCUUCUUCUCUUAUCUCAUCAACAAACAAUUUUUCGCUGAUUUCAUUUUUUUUAUUAACACACAGUUUACCGACUGUUUCAUUUAGCGAUACACAAAAAAUAGAGAACCUCUAUCUAUAACUGUUAGAGACGCAGAGAAGGAUGAAUGGCUGGCCGCUUGCCAAUUGGCAAGUCGCCAACUCUCUUCUUUCUGUGUGUGUAUCAAAGAGAAGGAGGAAAAGGGCAUAGAGAAGAAUAAGAGAUUUCGCGCAUUUUCGAAACAUAUAACAAAUUGUUGUUUUUUGCAGGAGGAAGUCAAAGACAAAGUAGUUGCUAAAGGUAAGGUUUUGACAACAAUGAUGCCAUCAAACAGAAAAAUUCUCUAUCAACACUGGAUUUUGAUAGUUUUAGUUAUGAGAUGACAAAACUUAGAUUUUUUCGAAUUUUCCAAACGCUGCUUUUUUCCAAUAGUACUACUGAUUAUUCGUAGUAAUAAUAGUGAUUUCGAUUUAUUACUAACUACAAAUCCGUUUUCCGCGCUCUCCUAGCGACCAGCCAGCCAGGCAAAGAAGUAUGUAAUUGACAAAUUUGGGCUGGUGGCCUCGACGACAACACAAGAAGAGACGCCGAGCCGCUUCGCGAGACCGCGUCGCACAAAUUUCGAUAACAGACGCCUAUGAGUGUGUAUUUGUGUGAGAGUGUAGGAGCGGAGAGUGAGCGAAAAGGCCUAUGCACUCACAGAGAGAAAAAACACAUGGCAAGGGGGAAAGGACGAGGAGAGAUUGAUUUUGAGGAGUGAAGCGAGACUUACUGACUGAUCUUUGGAGGAAAAAAGAAACUUCUUAUGCAUGAGUGUAAAAUUUUCAUAAAAAAUAAUUUUUUUCAAUGAUAUAACUUCGAAGUUUGGACACCGUAUAUAUUUUCAAACAUUUCCAAAUUUUCGGAAAAAAAUAAAAUUGAUAAAUAAUGAAUUGCUUUCAGAAGAUGCUGGAGAUAACGAGAAUGAGGAAGAAGACGAUGAUGUCGACGAGGAAGACGUAAAUGACGAGGAAUCAAGUGAAGGAGAAGGUGAAGGUGAAGGAUCGGAUGGUGGAGAAGGAGAAGAAGGAGAUUCUGGAGAAGAAGAAGAUGGAGAUGAGGGAGAAGGUGGUGAUGAGAGCGAUUAA